AUGGUCCCAUGCCCAAACGCCAAAUAUGGUUGUGCCGAGAAGUUCUCUUAUGGAAAAGAACUUGCCCAUGAGAAGGAAUGUGGUCUCGCUUUGUGCCAUUGUCCUGUACCAAACUGCAACUUCACGGGCAUGUACAAGGAUCUCUACGGUCACCAAUAUGAUAACCACAAAGCUCUGUGCAAUUCUUUCACGAGUGGCCGUUCCACUGUUGCAUGUCUACGCAUGAGGGACAAAAUUCUAGUCCUUCAGGAAUCUUGUGAUGGUCCACUGGUUGCGGUUCAGUGUUUCAAAGCACCAAUAGUAUUUUAUGUAACUGUGAACUGCAUAGCUCCUUGUGCUCCAGGAGUUGGGGAGUUCUCCUAUCACAUCUCCUACUCGUAUAGGGGUAAGACUUUGACGUUUGAAUUAGAGAAGAUGAAUAGGAUUCAGAAAGUGAGCUAUGAAACUCCUGAGAAGGACUUCAUGUUGGUUCCUUAUUAUAUCUUGGAUCUGAGUUGUGCGUUGAAGAUGAGAAUUUGCAUUCGUCGGCUCUAA
Microthlaspi erraticum is the source of this 534-nucleotide messenger RNA. NCBI's taxonomy places the organism in Eukaryota, Viridiplantae, Streptophyta, Magnoliopsida, Brassicales, Brassicaceae. The record is from the annotation of a GenBank genome assembly.